GACGAAGUCGUCUUUUAACAGUAGAACUAAAUGAUUAAUUCAUGAUAAACGUGCAACUAGCCUGACAGCCUUAUGUAAUCUAAACCACAAAAUACGAACAAGGAUCGAGUAAUCAAAUUCGGCCUUUUGUGGAGUGGCACGAAUUUUUAUUAAUUGUAUUUUCAAACGCGCGUCUGUAGCACUCGCAUGGGUGCACACAGGGGACGGAAGAAAAAUAAAUAAAUAAAUCUAGUGUUUAUUCAGUGUAAACAUUAAGGAUACAUUUUUUUUGUUUUCCGAAAACGCGCCAAAAAUUUGCACAGAUAAAUAAUGAAUAAUUUAAAUAUUAUUGCUAAUAGAUUCCUUGGCUACGUUCAGUCCAGUGGAUCAUGGAACCCUUGGAUUCGAUGGGUUUUGCGAUUUCUCGCACUAUCCCAGGCCAUCUCACCGGCUGGUUGGCCAAGUUCCUACAAUUUAAGAGAUGGUGACACCUUCGACUUCAUAGUGGUGGGGUCGGGGUCUGCGGGGGCGAUAGUGGCGGCGCGGCUCAGUGAGGUCUACAACUGGCGAGUGCUGCUGUUGGAGGCUGGUGGGGACCCACCAUUUGCUAGCGUGGUUCCCAGCUUAUUUGCAAUACUCGCACAGACAAAAUAUGACUGGAACUACAAGGGAUACCUCGACCCGGGUGUCGGUCAAUCACAUCCAGGAGGAUACAUACCGAUUACAAGGGGAAAGAUGUUAGGGGGUAGUUCGUCUAAUAAUUAUGAGAUCUACGCCAGAGGUGUUCCAGAAGACUUCGAAGAAUGGGCAAAAGUAGCACCAGGUUGGAAUUGGGAUUCUGCGCUAUAUUAUUACAAAAAACUCGAAGGAAUGACUGACCCUUCCGUUCUAGAGAACCCUAGAAAUGCCUAUCUUCAUUCAACAACCGGACCUGUUGCUGUAUCUAGACCUGAUAGUAAUUUAUACUUUCAAAAAGUAGAUGAAAUAGUAUUAAAUUCAUUCCAAGAACUAGGUGUUAAAAGAGUCUUAGAAAAUAAUGGACCCGAUAUAUUCGGAAUAGCACGACCACAUUUUACUUUCGCAAAUGGAAGGCGCUCUAGUACAGCUGAAGCUUAUUUGAGACCGGCAAAAGACAGGAGUAAUCUGUAUGUUACGAAAUUUGCCAGAGUUAUUAAAGUUCUUAUAGAUCCACAAACAUCCCGAGCCUAUGGUGUCCGCGUUAUUUUAAAUUCUGGAGAAAUUGUCAACGUAAAUGCUAUAAAAGAAGUUAUAGUUUCAGCAGGAUCGAUCGAUACACCGAAACUUUUAAUGCUUUCUGGAGUCGGUCCACAAGAAGUACUGGAAAAAUUCGAUAUUAACGUAAUAGCCGAUCUUCCUGUUGGCAAAAACUUGCAGGAUCAUUCGAUUACUCCUAUCGCAUUUACAGGACGAAAAGGCCUGGGUACGGCUGUACAAAAUGUACUUGUUGCUACUGAAUUAGAUGCUUAUCCUACUCCGAUACAAUGUGGUUUUUUCAAACUCAAUCAAUCUUAUUCAAAUGAUUAUCAAUAUCGAUAUGAUUAUGAAAGAGAAAAGCCCCAAUUUCAAAUUUUCAAUAUCCACAUGGGCGCGACAUUGUCCCUUGGCGUGUACCACGGAUGUACCACUAUAACUAAUUAUGAUGCCGGAAUAUGUGGACCACUGAGUAAAGCAAAUAUUAAUCGAGAGAUAGAUCAUACUCUACUUGUACAUUUACAUCCCUUAUCUAGAGGGCAAGUUAGUUUAAGGAGCAGUAAUCCAUUAGACGAUCCGUUGAUUGAGAUGGGUUAUUUUAGGAAUCCAUUGGAUAUAUACAAGGCAGUGGAAGGUAUAAAGUAUAUGGCACGGUUAGCAGAUACAACAUUUUACAGAGAAGUAGGUGGUGAAAUUAUUAAAUUUGACGUUAAAGGAUGUGAAGGAUUGGUAUGGGGUUCGGAUGAAUAUUGGCAGUGUUACGUGGUCAAUACUGUUAGCUCUUUACUGCAUCCUGUAGGAACCUGCCGCAUGGGACCUGGGGGAGUGGUCGAUGAGAGAUUAAAAGUAUACAAUAUAAACGGACUAAGAGUUGUUGAUGCUUCCAUUAUGCCAGAAAUAUCGAGCGGGAAUACUAACGCCCCUACAAUGAUGAUUGGAGAAAAGGCAGCGGAUAUUAUAAAAGAAGAUUACGGAGUAUUUAAUCUUAAUAUCGACGAAUACAAUAACAUUAAUUAAUGACGCUGUUUAAUUGUAUAAUGUGAGGAGUAGCGUGUACCAAAUUGUUAAUAAUUGUGCAAAAUUGCGGGUAGCCUUUGAUAACACUUUGUGUCAAACUGGAACAAGGCUGCUUAUUUGUUGAUAAUAACUGUUAUGUAUUGUCCCAGGU
Molecule: messenger RNA, 2359 nt
Organism: Colias croceus (clouded yellow)
Lineage: Eukaryota; Metazoa; Arthropoda; Insecta; Lepidoptera; Pieridae
Product: glucose dehydrogenase [FAD, quinone]-like
Exons: 3
Coding region: 310-2208 (632 amino acids)
Molecular function (GO): oxidoreductase activity, acting on CH-OH group of donors; flavin adenine dinucleotide binding
Source: RefSeq, a predicted model, not a curated record